Molecule: messenger RNA, 2801 nt
Organism: Tachysurus fulvidraco (yellow catfish)
Lineage: Eukaryota; Metazoa; Chordata; Actinopteri; Siluriformes; Bagridae
Gene: kbtbd7
Product: kelch repeat and BTB (POZ) domain containing 7
Exons: 1
Coding region: 298-2172 (624 amino acids)
Molecular function (GO): protein binding
Source: RefSeq, a predicted model, not a curated record
CGCUAUCUAAAGACCAAGAUGAGUCAACCGACAAGCGGCUCGUUUUUCUCGGUUAUAAUGAAAAAUGUAACGCCGCCGUCACCAGAACCUCGUUUUGAUUCGAUUUAUUUGGCUGCGCUGUAAGAAAAAUAAACAUUGUCUCUUUCUAGCUUUGAGAGCUUGUUAUAGUGUCACAGCUGGGAAUGUGAAUGAAUGAGAAAGCUGAAUCCUAAACCGGCGACAGCGGGGGAAUCGGUUCAGAGUCAGAAUCUACAAAUAUUGUGGACGUUGUUGUUAUUGUUGCUCUGAGAUAACUGGAUGUCGUAUAAGCUCCAAAUGGCUACAGUAAACUGUUUUAGUGGUCCGGAAGAGCUCGAGGAUUUAAGCCAUGCACGGAAUUUGAUGAGAGAACUGAAAAUGUUUUACGACUCCCAACUUCUGGUUGAUGUUAGUAUUGAAGUGGAAGCAGGACAGGACACGUCAGGAUGCUCCUCUAUAACAGAGACACGGACGUUUUUCCAGUGUAACCGUAAUAUUCUGGCAGCAGCCAGUCCAUAUUUUAGGAGUAUGUUUACAGGAGGACUGUACGAAAGCACUCAGAGUAAGAUUACAAUUCACGACGUGGAUGCAGAGUCCAUGGCGCUUAUUGUUGAUUACUGCUACACAGGCAAAGUGACCAUCACUGAAGCCAACGUGCAAAAGCUCUAUUCAGCUGCCAAUAUGCUGCAGGUGGAGUACAUCAGACAUGCCUGUGCUGAUUUCAUGACCAGAAGGCUGGACCUGUGUAACUGUACAGGGAUCUUGAAAUUUGCAGACACCUUUGACAACAUGGACCUGAAAAGCAAAGCUCAAGUCUUCAUAGCAAAGCACUUUGCUCAGCUCAGUGAUAGUGAAAAGGAGCUGUGUGAACUGGACAUGAAACAAAUGAAAGAGAUCCUCACUUUGGAUUCCCUCGAUAUUGACUGUGAGAGGAAAGUGUGUGCGGUUGCAAUACACUGGAUCGAACAUAAUCUACCUCUGGAAACGGAGGACGCGUUGCAAAUCCUUAAAUGUGUCCGAUGGUCACUGUUCACAGAGAAGGACCGGUUCUAUUUAGACAGCCUUAAAUCAAAGCCUUUUAUUAAAAAACACCUUCCGAGUUUGCCAGAUUUGGCUAGUACGGGAGAGAGCAGUGUGAUUUCAAUGAACAAUACAAAACAGAGAAUUGGUAAAAGUGCAAAAGAAAUGGUUCUGUUUUUUGGCCGACCAAAUGAACCGUUCAUGUGUUAUGAUCCCUACACUGAAGAGAUCUACUCCAUGUCAUCUCCUAUCAUAAAUCUCAGCAAUCAGAAUUUUAAACGUUCUCCUAUGGAAACAUUUUUAGUCUGUGCCACACCAGAAAACAACCUGUACAUAGCCUCACACCUGUCAAAGCACUUCUGGGUGUAUAAUCCUUUGCUGAAUUGCUGGCAGGAGCUGGCUGAAAGACUGCUAUGGAGAAUGCAUUCAUACAUUGGCUACCUCAGUGGGCACAUGUACAUUCUCGGUGGCAGGGACCCUGUAUCUGAUGGCAGGCUCAAGGAGGUUGAGUGCUAUAGCAUUCAGAGGAACCAGUGGAUGUUUGUCGCCCCUUUGCCCCAUUCCUUAGGCAAGAUGCAAGUUGUGACAGUCAAUGAGCAACUAUAUGUAGUGAACAAGAGAAGAAUAUUGUGCUACGAGCCCAAGAGAAACCAUUGGCUUCAGCGUGGCUCUUUAAAACGCAACAAGCUCCACAAGGCCUGUGUCUUUCAGGAUCAGAUCAUCUGCCUUUGUGAUAUCCCAGUAGUGAAAGUGUAUAACCCAGUCCGGGGGGAAUGGAGACGCAUCGCAGACAUACCCAUCGAUAGCAGUGCUCUCAACUACCAAGUGGUACAACACAAAAACAAACUGCUCCUGCUUACUCUUGCCAUUGUCCAUCACAACAAAAACAGGCUUGUCAUACAUGAGUAUGAUUCUUCUAGGGACACAUGGAAAAACGUGGUCACCAUGUUCGGGUCCUCAUUUGGCUCGAUAAGUCUCUCUGCGCGCAUUUAUACAGCUUGCCUUAGUUCAGGACAGAACUUCAUUACUGAGGAGGAUGAUGACAGUGGCUCCAGUGUAGACUGGGACUUUGGACUGACUGAUGCAGACUCAGAUUCUGGCAGCUCAAGCUCUUUUUCUGAUGAGAAUUGGUAGUCUGGAAAUCUCAGUGUUUGUUCAUGGCUGUUUUGUAGGAGACAAAAAUGUCUUAAACUCCAUCUGACGAUAAGAACUGCAGAAUUGUCCUGAUAAUACUAUAUGUGGCUGGCAAUAAGUGACUUAAUUUUUGCUUUUACUUGAAUUUACAUGUUUUUUUUAUAUAUAUAGUAUUAUUGAGUUAAAAGGUACUGUGAUAAUGAACAUCAGAAGAUGAUAAAUUAUUUUUUCUGAUUAAUAUUGCCAAUUUGGUGCUGUUACACUAAUAAGUGUAUUGUUUUCUCAACAUUUGACAGAUAAACACAAGUGUUAAUAUAUUUUUGAGUUAUUAAACACCUUAUACGUUUUAGUUUUAUUUAUUACAUAUUAUAAGAUGCAUGUCUGUAGAAAGGAUGCCUCAUGUUUUCCCAUGUCUGAGUUGUGUGUGUUUUCUUCCCACCUUCCUUCCAAUACAUUUCAUUAUGAAGGUUGUCAAUGCUAAUGCUAAGUGUGGAAGUGUUUGUGCGUCCUCAUAUGAACUGGCAGCUCAUCCACGGUGUAUUCCUUCCUCCCUGAUUACUCUGCAACCCUAUAUGUCGAACCAAAAUGUUUCAUUUCUGCAAUGUAAACGUUUGUCCCUAAUCAAGUUA